AUGGGCUUUGGCGGUGGUUCCUGGGCUGAUGAGGUCGAGGAGACCUAUGGCACCCAGCCACUGCCCCCCAGCGACCGCGGCCGCUCCACGGGUACCAUGGGCACUAUGGGCGGCUCCAUGUUUGGCGGCGACCGAGGCGGCUACGCGUCCCGUGACUUUGGCCCCCAGCCGAUCCCCGAUAAGCCUCCCUACACUGCCCACCUGGGUAACCUCUCCUACGAGACUACCGUCGAGAACGUCGAAGAGUUCUUUGAGGGCUGCGACGUCGGCACCGUCCGUCUCAUUGAGGACCGCGAGAUGCAGCGUCCCAAGGGUUUCGGAUAUGUCGAGUUUACUAACGUUGAGGGCCUGAAGAAGGCUCUGACUCUGGAUGGUGACAUGUUCCAGGGCCGCAUGAUCAAGAUCAAGGUCGCCGAUCCUCCUCGCUCAGGCGACAGUGGUCGCGGUGACUUUAUCCGUGACAUGGGUGACUGGACCCGCAAGGGCCCCCUGGAGCCUGCUGCUGCUCCUACUCGCCGCGGACCCUCCGACUUUGGUGAGCGCCGCGGACCCUCUGAGUUUGGCGAGCGUCGUGCCCCUCGCGACCCCGCCGCCCCCGAGGGCAAGACGGCCCGCGAGCUUCCCUGGGAGCGCCGCGGACCCCUGGCUCCUCUUCCUCAGGAGGAGGCUGCUCCUGGCCCUCGCGAGGGCUCGCGUCCCGGCCCUGAGGGCAUGGGAGAACGCAGCGACUCGUACCGCAGCAACCGUCGCGCCUCGCCAGCCACAUGGGGUGAGGGAUCCGGCACUGCCCGCCGCGAAUACACUGAGCGCCCCGAGCGCCCCGAGCGCCCCGAGAAGCCCGAGCGUGCUGCCACCGCCGCCGACAAGGACUCCCAGUGGCGCGAGCGCAUGCGCCCCGACGUCCCAGAAAGUACACCCGCAUCUCCCGUCUCGCCGUCUGCUGCGCCGGCCCCCGCCGGCCGCCCCCGCCUGAACCUCCAGAAGAGGACUAUCACCGAGCCCACCAACGCUGCCGUCUCGGCCACCGACUCCAAGGCCAGCCCCUUUGGUGCCGCACGCCCCAUCGACACAGCGACCCGCGAGAAGCAAGUUGAGGAGAGGCGCCAGCAGGCCAUCAUCGAGAAGCGGGAGGCCGACGAGAAGGCCAAGGAGGAGCGUCGCAUAGCCAAAGAGGCCGCCAUCAAGGCCGAGGCCGAGGCCGCACAGGCUGCAAAGGAGGCCGCCGCCGCCAAGGAGGCUAAAGCUGCUAAGGACGCUGCCGAUGCUGCCGCAACUGAGGAGACCAAGACCGAAGAGACUGCCGCGGCGCCGGCUGAGACCAACGGAGCUUCGGCUGAGGAGCAGCCGCAGCAGCCGCAGCAGCAGAAGGUUCCCAUCCGGACCCGCGAGCCCCGUGAGCCCCGUGAGCCCCGUGAGCCCCGCGAGCCCCGCGGUGACGCCCCCAAGCCCCGGGGCUUCGACGCCGGUAACUGGCGUUCCGCUCCUGGCGGCGAGCGUGGUGGCCGCGGACCUCGCGGAGGACGUGGUGGACCCCGCGGCGGCAGUGGUGGUAACCGUAACGACAACAACCGCGGCUCGCGUUCGUCCAACGGACCCCAGCAGCCCACGUCGCCCACCGAGUCCGAAGCUCCGACGCAAGACGACGAUGGCUGGACGACCGUUCCCAAGAAGGGACGCCAGGGAAGGGCGUAA
Geosmithia morbida is the source of this 1692-nucleotide messenger RNA. RefSeq names its product translation initiation factor 4B. The transcript is spliced from 5 exons. The record is from RefSeq and is a predicted model, not a curated record. The coding region runs from base 1 to 1692 and encodes 563 amino acids. Lineage: Eukaryota; Fungi; Ascomycota; Sordariomycetes; Hypocreales; Bionectriaceae. Gene Ontology annotation, molecular function: RNA binding.